AUGCCUGUCGUCGCAGUGGCCGGCGGUUCUGGCGACCUAGGCAGUCUCAUUGUCAAGGCAUUGUUUGAGAGAGGGAAGCAUGAGGUAUAUGUGCUAUCGAGAGGACCACCAGCUGAUUCUCCGGAGCGAGUGUCUCCCCUGACUGGCAAAUCCUACACUGCCUUCAUCCAGAAUGAUUACACAAGCAUCGAUGCUCUCACCCAAGACCUGGAUAUGCGCAGAGUUGAGGUCGUGAUCUGCGCCUUCAGCCUUCGUAACGACAACGCAUGCAACGCACAGUUACAGUUGAUCCAGGCUGCCGAUAAAGCCUCUUCUGUCAGACGCUUCAUACCAUCCGAGUUCAACAUCGACUAUGAUCUCGGCGACGCAGUGCCGUAUUCGAACAAGAGGUUUCACUUGGCCGGCAGACGCACGCUUGAGAAGACAAGUCUGGAGUUUAGCUACAUCUAUCCUGGCAUGUUCAUGGACUACUACGGCAUGCCCAAGUUCCCAACGCCGCUGAGGCCUCUGUGCUUCUUUAUCGACCCCGUCAACCAAGUUGCAGUCCUUCCAGAUGACGGCGAGGCAAAAAUGUCCAUGUCCCUAACUACGGAUGUUGCUCGCUAUACUGCCCUGGCGCUUGACUUGGAGAAAUGGCCGAGAGUCAUGACAACAACUGCGAGCACCGUCACCUUGAAAAGCCUGGUGCGCCUUUUCGAGAAGUCCACAGGUCGCCCAUUCAAUGUCGAGUAUCAACCAGUGUCCAAGUUUCUGGAGCACGAAAGCAUGUUGCUUCCUGAAAAUGGCGCCAUUGCUGAACUGUUUCCCCAGCGAUUUCCUGGUGGUCUCAAGCAACUUCGGGCCCUGAUAGCUGAUCUUGAGGCCAGUGUGGCCCUCGGAGCGUAUGAUCUGGACAAGAUUGAGGGCCAGCUGAGCCUCACUGAGGUCUUUGAGGGGGAAACGUCGUCGCCUACACGGAUCGAGGACCUGAUGAAAACAGCGUGGGGGACGGAUUGA
This is a messenger RNA of Fusarium keratoplasticum, 996 nucleotides long. RefSeq names its product NmrA domain-containing protein. The transcript is spliced from 2 exons. The coding region runs from base 1 to 996 and encodes 331 amino acids. Lineage: Eukaryota; Fungi; Ascomycota; Sordariomycetes; Hypocreales; Nectriaceae. The record is from RefSeq and is a predicted model, not a curated record.